Spea bombifrons (plains spadefoot toad) is the source of this 1310-nucleotide messenger RNA. It is a transcript of the gene B3GALT4, whose product is annotated as beta-1,3-galactosyltransferase 4. NCBI's taxonomy places the organism in Eukaryota, Metazoa, Chordata, Amphibia, Anura, Pelobatidae. The coding region runs from base 57 to 1109 and encodes 350 amino acids. Gene Ontology annotation, molecular function: N-acetyl-beta-D-glucosaminide beta-(1,3)-galactosyltransferase activity. The record is from RefSeq and is a predicted model, not a curated record. Gene Ontology annotation, cellular component: membrane. The transcript has a single exon.
AGGAACCAGGAUUUCUGUAGACGUAAAGACCACAGUGGACCCCCUGCUUGUCCGCGAUGCUCCUUUCACGUUCUCUGCGCUUGUGCCGGUUCCUCCUGCCUCGCCGGUCUUCCCUCUUACUUCUUAUACUCCUUGCCGGUUUAUUUCUCAUCCUUUCCUUAACAGGGCAGUUGGAGGAGAGUCUCUCUCGCCUUCUCCCCUUAUUUUAUUCCAGUCCGUCUCACCCUAAUUCCUACUCGUUCUUCCGUCACGGCCUCCCUUCCUUUCUCAUCUCCCCUUCCAAUGCUUGCUCACAAGCUCCUUUCCUUCUCAUUCUGGUGUCCAGCGCGCCGUCGCAUCGGGACCGCCGGGAUGCCAUCCGUCAGACCUGGGGAAGCCCCUCGACCUCUGCAGCCUCAAACUCUCUCACCCUUUUCGUUCUGGCCAUUUCAAAUUCAGAAAAAGAAAACGAGGCCGUCGUUCACGAAGCCGAGCUUCACAGGGAUAUCGUUCAGGUUGCCUUUGCCGACACGUACCGCAACCUAACGCUUAAGACGUUGGCGGGGCUGGCGUGGGGGCUACAGAAAUGUCAAAGCGCUCGGUUCAUUCUGAAGACCGAUGAUGAUGUCUUUGUCAACACCCCGUCUUUAUCCAAGUUUUUAAGCGGACAAGAUGGACUGCAGUACCUGGGCCGGAUCCACUGGCACGUCGGCCCUAUAAGGGACCCGGAAAGCCGUCAUUAUACAUCACGGGACGUAUAUCCCGGCGGCUAUUUCCCGCCGUACUGCAGCGGCACGGGCUAUGUUUUAUCACGGGGGGCUGCCGUACUUAUGUUGCAGAAGUUGAAGAGAGGCCCGUUGCUCUCGCUGGAGGACGUGUACGUUGGAAUACUAGCGCAGGCUGCCGGCGUGGCCCCCCGGCACAUCGCAAAGAUCGCAGGAUCCAGAGCGCUGCCGCACAAGGGCUGCUGUUACAGAACCAUGUUCACGUCACACGGCGUUCCUCCCAAACGCAUGGUAGAGGCAUGGAUUAUGCGCGAGAUGGCAGAGGAGGCAUGGUGCCCGCUGGCAAUGGUGCAGUGUUUAGCUUUUGGGAAGCUGGUAGAAAAUUGGGGUUUUGGGGUGCUGUAAACGUACUGCAAGGGGCGGGUAGAACGGUUGUGAGAUCAUGUUUUGUUAUUACGCGUCAUGUCACUGAAUUCCAUGCAAGGAGAACAAGGAACCAGAUGACUUCAUCUCUGCCUCUCCGAGAACACAGGCCGAGUCUUCACCUGCGUAAAUCCGGCUUAAUUUUUCUAAUAAAAAUGUAUCUCCCACAAGAUAUAUUUGAGA